AUGGAUGUGACGACCCUUGUCAACACCAGCAACAAAGGCCCAUCUGGUAAAAAGAAAGGGAGGUCGAAGAAAGCCCACGUGUUGGCUGCGUCUGUAGAGCAAGCCACUCAGAAUUUUCUGGAAAAGGGGGAACAGAUUGCUAAGGAGAGUCAAGAUCUCAAAGAAGAAUUGGUCGCCGCUGUAGAAGAUGUCCGCAAGCAAGGUGAGACCAUGCGCAUCGCCUCCUCGGAGUUUGCUGACGACCCGUGCUCAUCCGUGAAGCGUGGCACGAUGGUGCGGGCGGCCAGGGCGUUGCUCUCGGCUGUGACGCGCUUACUCAUCCUGGCCGACAUGGCGGACGUCAUGAGACUUUUAUCGCAUCUGAAAAUUGUACGUAUGUAG
Molecule: messenger RNA, 381 nt
Organism: Hipposideros armiger (great roundleaf bat)
Lineage: Eukaryota; Metazoa; Chordata; Mammalia; Chiroptera; Hipposideridae
Product: catenin alpha-2-like
Exons: 3
Coding region: 1-381 (126 amino acids)
Biological process (GO): cell-cell adhesion; cell migration
Cellular component (GO): adherens junction; catenin complex
Molecular function (GO): beta-catenin binding; cadherin binding; actin filament binding
Source: RefSeq, a predicted model, not a curated record